Messenger RNA from Pipra filicauda (Wire-tailed manakin), 4095 nucleotides. RefSeq lists its product as uncharacterized. Bases 45 to 1061 code for a protein of 338 amino acids. The transcript has 2 exons. The record is from RefSeq and is a predicted model, not a curated record. NCBI's taxonomy places the organism in Eukaryota, Metazoa, Chordata, Aves, Passeriformes, Pipridae.
UUUGUGUAGCAAAAUCUGUUUGUGACAGCGACUCUGCUGAGCCCAUGAGCCCUGAGGAAGGUGCCACAGGUUAUCUCUGUCCCACUGUCAGUGCCAUGGGCAACUCUGGAUCUCUGUCCCACUGUCAGUGCCAUGGGCAACUCUGGAUCUCUGUCCCACUGUCAGUGCCAUGGGAGCUCUGGAUCUCUGUCCCACUGUCAGUGCCAUGGGCAGCUCUGGAUCUCUGUCCCAUUGUCAGUGCCAUGGGAGCUCUGGAUCUCUGUCCCAUUGUCAGUGCCAUGGGAGCUCUGGAUCUGUGUCCCAUUGUCAGUGCCAUGGGAGCUCUGGAUCUCUGUCCCAUUGUCAGUGCCAUGGGAGCUCUGGAUCUGUGUCCCGUUGUCAGUGCCAUGGGAGCUCUGGAUCUCAGUGUCAUUGUCAGUGCCAUGGGAGCUCUGGAUCUCUGUCCCACUGUCAGUGCCAUGGGCAGCUCUGGAUCUCAGUGUCAUUGUCAGUGCCAUGGGAGCUCUGGAUCUGUGUCCCGUUGUCAGUGCCAUGGGAGCUCUGGAUCUGUGUCCCACUGUCAGUGCCAUGGGAGCUCUGGAUCUCUGUCCCACUGUCAGUGCCAUGGGAGCUCUGGAUCUCUGUCCCAUUGUCAGUGCCAUGGGCAUCUCUGGAUCUCUGUCCCAUUGUCAGUGCCAUGGGCAGCUCUGGAUCUCAGUGUCAUUGUCAGUGCCAUGGGAGCUCUGGAUCUCUGUCCUGUUGUCAGUGCCAUGGGCAGCUCUGGAUCUCUGUCCCACUGUCAGUGCCAUGGGAGCUCUGGAUCUCAGUGUCAUUGUCAGUGCCAUGGGCAGCUCUGGAUCUCUGUCCCACUGUCAGUGCCAUGGGAGCUCUGGAUCUGUGUCCCAUUGUCAGUGCCAUGGGAGCUCUGGAUCUCUGUCCCAUUGUCAGUGCCAUGGGAGCUCUGGAUCUCAGUGUCAUUGUCAGUGCCAUGGGCAGCUCUGGCCAUUCCCUCUCCAUGGAGAACUGCUCCAUUACCCAGCUGCUCUGGCUUUGCCGUGCCUCCCUAUGCACCUCUCUGGUGAUGCAUCUAUGGUAUUCAGAGUCCAUUCUUGUUACCUGCUGGUGCCUCCUGGCCAAGCUGCAGCUUUGAGAAAAAUGGCCAAUGAGCUUGGAAGUCCCAAAUUUAAUCAGUUCUCACUGUCUAGUACCCCAUGACCUGACAGAGCUUUUGUGAGCAAAGAUGAGAACACAGCUCAGAGCUGCCCUGAGUGGAGAAGUGACGCUGUUAAUCAGUCACAGCUUUGUGCUCCUCAGUUCACGUGGUCAUUUCUCUGCUUUGCUGUGAGAGUUUUGUGUUUCUGCUCACUGGUUCAACCUUGCACAGAAAUAGAGAUAGAAUUUCUUGGAAAUAGAAGUAGAAUUGCCCAGAAAUAGAUCAGAAGACUUGAGCCCCUCAAGGACUUGGGGUUUCCCUCCUAAAACAGUAAUGUAUCCAGUCAGCAUUUGGAAGAGAGAAAGCUGAAUUCUUUGGUGUUGUCAGUUGGGAAUCUGCUCCUCUGGCAGAUGAGUGUGUACAUUUUGCAGGUGUUCCAUCAGGUUUCCAGUUCGGUCACACCUGAUGUUUCUCGGGGUUCUCUCAGCAGUUGCAAUUUCUCAGCCUUUUCACAUUUGCUGCCCCACAAGAGCAGGGUGAGGUUGGCAGUUCUGAUGGAAGUGGAACGACCUUACAGAAUAAGCUUCAACCUGAUCCUGUUGGAGACUCCCUGCUCAUUGCAGGUGCUGGACUAGAUGACCCUGAAAAGUCCCUUCCCACCCAAACCAUCCUGGGAUUCUGUGAAUAAUUUAGGUAGGAGGGACCUCACCAGUGCCCUUGGUUCAGCCCAGAGCAGAGCCAAUUCAGAUAGAUUUAGGUUUUUCCUAUAAAACGCCUGGUUCCUUACCUGAGAAGGAACUUAGAGUGGUUCAGCAAACCUGAUUUCUUUGUGUUUCUGUUGGAGCAAAGUCUUUUCCUGCCAGUUUUAUGUUGGCAGUAUAUGCAUUUGAAUAUGGAUUUGGAAAUAGAUAUAUGGAUUUGAAUAUGGAUAUAUGGAUUUGAAUACACUCCAGGAACUCCAGGAGACUUCAGGUAAUGUGGGGUCAGUAUCAGUACUUCUAACACCUGUGAAUAACCAAGUCUGGCCCCAACCUGCUGCUCAGGCUGAGCAGGUGACAUUUGUCCAGGCUCAGGUAAAGAAAGGUUUUGCCAGAAUUUAUACUGAGAUUACUUUAAAGUACUUGGCCAAAAAAAAUUAGAAAAACCUUUAUGACUGGUGAAGUAGCCUUGGCUAUGUCUCAUUUUAAGAAUGCUGGUAUUUCUUUGUGCCCCUUCCUUUGGGGUGUCAGGAGGAGGCAGCAAUGGAUGCUCCAGGCUCCUCAGAGGUCUCGGGAUCCAUGGACUGAGGCCCACGAGCAAAGACACGUUUUGCUGCUGGGUCUUUUAAACCUUGAAUCUGGGAUUGUGCUGUAAAGCUGUUUUUGAUGAUUAAAUUUAUCCCAGUGGUGGAGCCAGCACUGCAUGGUGGGCCAGUGGAAUGCUGAAGGAAGUUCCCAUCUCAGUGCCACAUCCUCAGUAAUUUCUGUCACCAUUUUUGGAUGUCUUUUCUUACUCUUCAAUGAUUCAUGUUGAUUCCUGCACAAGAACAAUAGACCAAACAUGUCUCCAGCCUGAAGAACUGGGAAGAAUUUGGUUUUUGCUCUACUCACUGUAGAGGUUUUCAAACCCACUUGCUGCAGACAUCUGUUGCCUUCAAUUCUCUGAUAAUUCGGUUUCUAAUAGAAAUAUCAGUAACUCCAAGUCUCCAUGGACUGAUUCCUGGUGUAUUUGUCUGUCCCAGCUCUGUGGCUCUAGUUAUUUUUCUAAUUUUAAUCCACAUCCUUCCCAUAUGUUGUCAGAGAUGGACUUUGAGCAUUCCCCAGCUCCAUCUGGGCUGGCUGGUGCUCCUGUCAUUCCUCAGAGAAGUGCUCCUGUACAGCCUCAGAGAAGGGUCAUACACCAGAUUAGUGUCACCUGGAACCCUCACCCUACAGAGAACUUGUCCAAAACUAAGCAUAACUGGAUUCAGAAUAGACCUUAACUUUAACUAUCCCUCCAUAUCCCUUUGGGAGUUGUGAUCCUCCAGAGCAUUAGUGUCUUCUCCUGUGGAGGUUGGGGGCAGUGGGGGACACUGGAUGUCUGUGAUGCGUGGAAGCUGUUGGAGAGAAGGGCCCAGGUGCUCAGCAGAAUUUUCAGUUGGCUCCCUGUCAGCUGCCUUCCACCUCUCAGCCUCCCAGCCUCGGGACUUCUGGACUAUCUGGUUCCUGCUUGGGAGGAGCAGCCGGGAGGGUUCCGUAGGCAGGAGAAGGGAAGGAUGCUGCUGCUGUGUCCCCAGCUCUGGGCAGCAAAGCACAGAGGUAUCAGCGUCCAGAAAUCAGUCUUUAGGACCAGUCCCACACUGAUCCCUUCCUCUUGCAGCCUGGAAGCCAGCCCGUGGCUGGGGCUUUCGGGAUUAGUCCCUGGUCACUCUGUAGUGUCCCUGCGGUGCUGAGUGACCGUGGGCUGAUGGUCUGUGCUGGGCCCAGCCUUGUGCUGAGUCUGCUCUGUCCCUCCCUGAUGUGUUUGCAUCACCAGAUGUGAUGCUAUAAGCAGCAUGUGGGUUUUAGGCCUUUUUUUCCUUGGUGACAGCCAGGCAUGUGCUCUGUAGAUUUGUUUUUCCAUUCCCUUCCAACCUCUCUUGCUCUGUCAAGGUGUCUCUUCUAGCAGUGAGCAACCCCCUCCUCUCCCUUCGUGCUUGUGUGGCUUGUGCUUUCCUUUGCUUUCCCCAGGAUUGUCCCUGCUGAGGAUCUUGGGGACCUCUGCUCUUCCCCUGCACUGUGGCAGCCUGACCAUGUUGUCCCAGGUGUCCCUGUCCGUUCUGCUGGUGAUAAUCAUGUGGGUGCAGAAUUCCAGCUCCUCCUUCCCUGGUCCCAGGAUUCUUGCUGAGUUUCUGCUCCCCCUCUGCUGGUGCUGGCACUGCUCCUCUAUCCCCUUGGGAGUUCCUGCCCAGCAUGUCUGACCUCUUUCCCUCUCUCUUGUCUCUCUGCUCUGGCUCUGUCCUGUCC